AUGGACUUACUCAUCUUAUUACUCUUGGCUCUGCUCCUUCUAGCCUCUCCGGUGGCUCUGGUCAAGUCUUCUCCCUCCGUUCCUGCCAUCUUCAUCUUUGGAGACUCCAUUUUUGACGCCGGAAACAAUCAUUUCAACAAAAACUGUACCGCUCAGGCUGAUUUUCCUCCUUAUGGUUCUUCCUUUUUCCACCGCCCUACCGGAAGGUUCACCAAUGGAAGAACCGUCGCUGACUUCAUAUCGCAGUUUCUAGGCCUUCCAUUACAGAAACCUUUCUUGGAACUGCAGAUUCAAUUCUUGAACGGAACUUUAAAACGAUUCCCUUCGAAUGGGAUUAACUUUGCCAGUGCUGGUAGUGGAUUCUUGCUUGAUACCAACAAAUUCAUGGGCGUGACACCGAUCCAAACUCAGCUACAGCAAUUCCAGACACUUGUAGAUCAAAACCAUAUCGAAAAACCUGUAAUCCAAGAAUCUAUCUUCUUACUGGAGUCUGGUUCCAACGACAUCUUCAAUUACUUUCUUCCAUUCCAUACUCCUACACUCUCUCCAGACGCCUAUGUGGACUCAAUGUUAGACCAAGUGAACAAAACCAUUAAUCAAAUCUAUCAACUAGGUGCUAGACGCAUCGCCAUCUUCUCUUUAGGUCCAGUGGGAUGUGUCCCUGCAAGAGCCCUGCUUCCUAAUGCCCCAACCAAUAAAUGCUUCGGAAAGAUGAAUGUUAUGGCCAAGAAAUAUAACAGAAGACUUGAAGAUAUAGUGAACUCAAUUCCCACUAAGUACCCUGGAGCCAUCGCGGUGUUUGGAGCUAUGUAUAGUAUCACUCACAGAUUCCAAACUUACCCUGCUCGUUACGGGUUUUCGGAUGUGACGAAUGCUUGUUGUGGUGAUGGGACACUGGGAGGAUUGAUGCAGUGUGGAAGAGAAGGGUACAAGAUUUGCAGUAACCCAAAUGAGUUUAUGUUUUGGGAUUUUUAUCAUCCGACAGAACGCACUUACCAUCUCAUGUCAAAAGCUUUGUGGAAUGGAAACAAAAACCAGAUCAGACCGUUCAAUCUCAUGGCUCUUGCAACAAACAUCACAUUUUAA
Messenger RNA from Thlaspi arvense, 1086 nucleotides. Lineage: Eukaryota; Viridiplantae; Streptophyta; Magnoliopsida; Brassicales; Brassicaceae. The record is from the annotation of a GenBank genome assembly.